AUAAGCUUCUGCUUCUGCUGUAAGUUGUGUGACCACUUUUUUGUUUUAUAAGCAAACUCUUUAAAAACCCUAGAAAUGCUGAAGUACAGAUUCAAGGGGAUUUGUGUUUGGUUCAAUUUCUUGUUCUUUCGUCUUGCCUUAGUUAAUCCUACAGAGCCAUGUAUAUUGACCUUCUUUUGAUUGGAUUCAAAGCCCUCUCUUCCUCCUCUUUUACCCGUCCCGCUCCGCCUUCUUCUUCUUCUUCUUCUUCUAAUCUUAACUUUCCAGUACUAGCCACCAAUAAUACUGGAGUUGGACCCAGUAGUAACUCUUUUGCUGCUUCUCCUUGCUCCUCCUCCCAUGAUGGAAGAGAAGAUAAAAGGGGUAGUGGGUCGUCUACAUAUAGUUUUGUUUUUGGUUCUGUUCCUUCCCAAUUUGAGGUUGAAAGUGCCAUGGCUGCUCUCCAAAGCAGUUUGAUGCAGUUGAUUUCCUCAUCUGGGCCUGCAUUUAGUCUGUUCCAGCAACUGUUCAACGGCCGUGAUGUAAGGGCAUUGAUUUCUCAUGGAUAUGGAAGGCUUAUUGAUGCUUUUCAUUUGCUGCAAACGGACCCAUCUGUUAAGAGACUGGUGGUUUCAUUAGCAUAUGAUAAAGCUGUCUGGAGUGCUAUCAUGGACAAUGAGGUUGUUCGCAAGCUACGAGCCUCGUACCGUUCAGAUGGAAUAGAGAAGCCUCAGAAAUCCAACGAAGAACCAGACUGCGCAAUGCAGUUCCUGUUGUGGAUAAUGGAAACUAUAAAAGCAAAAAUCGCGGACCUGAUUGAGAAAUUCCAUGCGCUCACCGGUGACGUACUUCAUGCAAUUGACAAGGAACCCAAUCCUGAAAUCAGAGAAACGUUAUUGGAAAAGGUUAGGUCAUCUUUACUUGUGACUAUUGUGAUCAUGUUGAUCAUAGUUUUCGACCGCAUUCAGAGAGCUUGACCAUCAGUAGCUCACACAUCAUGAAGACUGUAAAUCAAUUUCUCUACCUGUUUUAAAGCCUCCUAUGGCACCAUUAUAUAUAUAAUAAACAAAGAAAGAAAAACUGGUUUUUUUUUU
Tripterygium wilfordii is the source of this 1073-nucleotide messenger RNA. RefSeq lists its product as uncharacterized. The record is from RefSeq and is a predicted model, not a curated record. The transcript is spliced from 4 exons. NCBI's taxonomy places the organism in Eukaryota, Viridiplantae, Streptophyta, Magnoliopsida, Celastrales, Celastraceae. The coding region runs from base 159 to 956 and encodes 265 amino acids.